Molecule: messenger RNA, 543 nt
Organism: Schistosoma margrebowiei
Lineage: Eukaryota; Metazoa; Platyhelminthes; Trematoda; Strigeidida; Schistosomatidae
Source: the annotation of a GenBank genome assembly
AUUGAAAGUUAAAAUUCAACAACAUGAAUAUUUACAUUAUUGGUAUAUUAUGUACUAUAGGUUUGAUCAUUUCACAAGGGUUUACUGCUACUACAAAUUUACCUGAAGAUCAAUUAGAUGAACUUAAUAUUAUAAAUAAAUAUUUAAAAUUAAAGGGAAUUAACAAACAAAUCACCGAAGACGAUCUCCAGAAAUUGCUGAAUAACAACGAGAUUGAUAAGCACCUUGUGAAGAAAAUAAACAAUACACAUCCUAUUGAAACUUAUACUCAAAAACAUGAUGAACCCAUAAUCCCUUUGUGGAUUAUAAAUCCGCCAUACUACUUGGUUGAGAAGCUAUUUCAACUAUUGGGAUAUCUCAUAAGAUACGAUGAUGGCCUUGAAAUAUAUCGACCAUAACGUCAGUAUCACAACUACAUAGUAUGGGAAUGAGUUCAACAACUAUUCUUAAUAACUUUGUUUGGUUUUCUUUAAACAUUUUGAAUGAACUAAUAAAGGAUGUUGAUAAUCAUUUUAAGUGAUUAAAAAUAAAUUAGAUAUUCAA